AUGGAAGUUUUGGAGGAAAGCAUAGGUCCUAAAGAUCUUGGGCAUGUUGCAAAAGGCAAGAGAACAAAGAGACAAAGGCUACAAUCCCCGAUUCCUUUCACAAUCACAGCUCAUUCAUCAAGCGGAGAUGGAGUUGGCGGCCAUGGCAGCAAUGAAGAUACCACCAACAUCAACAACACCAGAUGGUCCUCUCCGGCCUCCUCGGCUGAAUUUGCCGGUAGCACCACCGAAGAAGAAGAAGACACGGCCAAGUGCCUAAUUCUUUUAGCUCAAGGUCAUUCAAGAGAGUCACCUAGGAAUCAAGAUGAAGAGUUUGGGAGUUAUAAAUUCACUAGCAAAAGAUAUCUGGAGGCGCCCGCAACGGCGAAUGGCAAGGUUGGGAUAUAUGUAUACGAAUGCAAGACUUGUAACCGGACUUUUCCUUCGUUUCAGGCACUUGGGGGUCAUAGGGCGAGUCACAAGAAAACCAAGUCCAUGGCUGCUGCAGAAAAGAAGCCAUUAGUGUUGUCUGAUGAAGAAGAAGCACAAUUCAAGAACAACAUAUCUUCUCUUUCUCUUCAGUUGGGCAAGAAGGGUGUGUUUGGCAAUACAAAACCUUCAAAAGUUCAUGAGUGUUCGAUUUGUGGCACUGAAUUCACUUCUGGGCAAGCCUUGGGGGGUCACAUGAGGCGCCACCGGGCACCAGUGGACACUAACACAACCUUGUCUUUGAGUCCAAUUUCCAUGGAUCAAUCCGAGGAAGCCAAGCAGCCAAGACAUUCAUUGCCUUUGGAUCUUAACCUUCCGGCCCCGGAAGAUGAUCACACUCGAGACAAGUUUGCCGGUGCCUUGAACCAACAGUAUCAACAACAGCAACAACAACAAUCGACUCUUGGUUUGUCCGCCACCCCAACCAUGGUGGAUUGUCACUACUAA
Ilex paraguariensis (yerba mate) is the source of this 915-nucleotide messenger RNA. The record is from the annotation of a GenBank genome assembly. Lineage: Eukaryota; Viridiplantae; Streptophyta; Magnoliopsida; Aquifoliales; Aquifoliaceae.